Messenger RNA from Anopheles stephensi (Asian malaria mosquito), 3012 nucleotides. RefSeq names its product sialin. Gene Ontology annotation, cellular component: plasma membrane. The record is from RefSeq and is a predicted model, not a curated record. Lineage: Eukaryota; Metazoa; Arthropoda; Insecta; Diptera; Culicidae. Gene Ontology annotation, molecular function: transmembrane transporter activity. Gene Ontology annotation, biological process: monoatomic anion transport; transmembrane transport. The transcript is spliced from 6 exons. The coding region runs from base 285 to 1781 and encodes 498 amino acids.
GGUGCGCACGCUACGGCGAUGUCAGCGUUUGACGUUUGCAGCACGAGUUUACCAGAAAUAUGCUCACCGCGCGGCUAUUGUGUGGUGUGCGUUUUCUGUUCCAUCUUUGCAGCCGAACCGAACGGUUCAGCGUUUUGUGCCUUUCCGUGCUGUGGUCUUCGAUCGUUUUGCGUCGCCCUUUUACUCUGUCCGCUUAAUCCAGCCCACAGCUGAGGUCUCUUACCAGGCCGCCUGCAAUCGUUUGUCGAACCCUCCUCCCCCCCCAGAAACCGGACCGGUGAAAGAUGUCGACCGGCAUAGCAGGAUGGAUAACAUGCCGGCAAGUGCUGAACAUUAUGGUGAUCUUCGGCUUCAUGCUGAACUACGCGCUGCGCGUAAACUUCACGAUCGCGAUCGUGGCGAUGACGAAAACGAUCGUGAACGUAGCCACCGGUGGGGACAACAGUACCGGGCUGCUGAACGAUACGGCAACCACGCUGGCGGAACUGUCCAGCACCACCACCGAAUCGUCCGUGAUCGAUGAGGCGGACAAGUUUGAGUGGGACGCCCGCCAGCAGAACCUUAUGCUCGGAAGCUUCUUCUGGGGUUACGUGCUGACGGAGCUGCCGGGUGGCCGCUUGGCGGAGAUUAUCGGUGGCCGGCGCGUGUUCGGGUACAGCAUGCUGUGGGCCAGCUUGCUUACCCUGCUGACGCCACUCGCCUCCAACACGCACUACAUUGCGGUGGUAAUUUUGCGUGCCGUGCUCGGCUUCUUUCUCGGUGCGUCCUGGCCCGCCAUUCACCCGCUGACCGCCGUUUGGAUUCCGCCGAUGGAUCGGUCGAAGUUCAUUGCGAAUAUGAUGGCUUCGUCGCUCGGUGCCGCCAUUACGAUGCCUAUCUGUGGGUUCCUGAUCGCGACGAUCGGAUGGCAGAGUGUGUUCUACUUUACCGGCGGGCUCGGUUUGGUGUGGUCGAUCGUUUGGUUCCUGGUGGUGUUUGAAACGCCGGCUUCCCAUCCACGCAUCACGCCCGAGGAGCGGAACGAGAUCGAGACGGCCAUUAAUGCGGCCGGCAAGAAGAAGAAGCCUUCGUACGUGCCGUGGAAGUCGAUCAUUACCUCACCGCCGGUCUGGGCCAUUAUUCUUACGCACGGUGCGUCCGUGUUUGGGUUCUUCACCGUCGUGAACCAGCUGCCCACCUACAUGAAGUACAUUCUGCAUUUCAACAUUAAGGAGAACGGAUUGCUUUCCUCCUUGCCCUACUUUGGAAAGUACGCCAUGGCUGUGAUUUCAUCGCAUUUAGCUGAUUACCUGAGAAAAUCGGGCAAACUGUCGACGACCGCCACCAGAAAGAUUUUCACCGCCUUCGCUGUGAUGACUCCCGGCUUCUUGAUGAUCAUUCAAGUGUACAUGGGAGAGAACCGUUCCUGGGCGGUUGGUAUCUUUACGCUGUCGCUCUUCCUGAACGGUGCCGUCACGGCCGGCUACCUCGGCAACGGGCUGGACAUUGCGCCCAACUUUUCCGGCACCAUCUUCGGUAUGGCAAACACGCUGUCCUCGUUCGGUGGUUUCGUAUCCGCGUACAUGGUUGGUGUGCUCACCAACGACAAUCAAACCUACGGUCAGUGGCAGAUCGUGUUCUGGAUUCUGGCCGUGGUGUACAUUACGGGUUCCUCGGCGUACGUGCUGAUGGGUACGGGUGAGCUGCAAGCCUGGAACAAUCCGCCGGAGAAGGGUGACGGUAACGGUGAAACGGAGGAAGGUGUCCCGCUUAACCAGCGCGGACAGGCUGCCGUCAAGUAAGAAGGGUGGAAAACGCAUAGCGUUUUGAAUACCUACAAGCGUGUGCUCUAUAUUCGGGCGACUGAUGCCAAGCAGCGGCAGCAGCAGCAGCAGCAGGCAGGUAAAGCUCGCUUAUUAGGGCGCCACAUUUGCGUGCUAUUUUAAAAAAAGCCACAAACAAAACUAGGAAACAUCGACAACAGAAUUUCAAACCGUGUGGUUAGGUGCGUGUGUUCCGUAGCAAAGAUAUUGAAGGACAUCAAAAUGUGGGGAAGGGAAUUUACAGAUUUGUCGUAGCAUUUAAUAACUUAUUGUUUUAAAAAAAAAACCACAACCUCUCUAGUAAGGGUGCAGUGAGCUGCUGCGCGAGCGCAAAUGCUGUGUUUAUAGUAUUUUGUAGCAGGUUCACUGUGUUACUCUGUGUUUUAGAAAGGAUCGUUUGCCAAGCACCACAGGACCGUUAGCGGUAGGAAAGCACAGGGAGAGGAAUGUGAGUGUGAGUGUGUGUGUCCGAAGGCAUGUUGUUGGUAGUAGUAGCUGCAGGAAAGCAUCUGGUUGAUUCAGGGGUUUUGACUUAAUUUUAUACUGUACAAAAAACAAAAUGCGUGUAGAAAAAGCGGAACAGUGUGUGGCAGAGUUUUGGUGAAGCACGCGCGAAAAGGAUCCCCCCCCAAGGGAAAGGAGAAUGAACAAUUUUCAUGUUUUAAUGAAAAUCGAACGAACAUGACCGAGAGGGGCGUCCGAAGAUGGAGGAGGAUUGGCGGUCGGCACUGUGCCCUCCUCCUCGAUCGUUUCUCAUUCUUCCUUCCCGGCAGGAGAGAGGAACAAACCACAGUGUGCAGUGCACUUCGCGGAACUUUGGCUGCAUAUGUGUGUGAGAGUGGUGUGCGCUUUUUCGUUUUUUUUUUUUGGAACGGAAAAUGUUAACAGAGUAGAUUUCGAUGAACGUGCCUUUUUACAACACUACCUUCCAUAGUGUGGAAUGCGAAUCUUGUUAAUAGCUAGCAGAUAGAUCAAACCGGCCCAACACAUUACUCCUUAACCCACGGAAGAAGACAGACAGCUAGGAAGGGAAUCAGUCUACUUAAACUUUUACAGAGACAGACAGACGGUACUUGAUAUUUUAUUUACAACACUUUUUUUCUUGUCUGUGUACCAAUAGACAUACACACACACCUUAGCGCGUGUACUGAUGAACUCAUUUUUAAAUAGAAUGAACAAUAAAGACGGUAAAUGUUAACGUGGAGAAAAA